CCAAAACAAAAUAAAAAGGAAGGAAGGAGUUUAGGUCAGUAGAUUAACAAAAUCUCUCCGCGCCGGUUUUUCUCCAAACUGCAGUCCCAUUAUGUACGGACAGCCACCGCCCUUCAGCCAUCGUGGCGGCGGCCGAGGGCAACCUCCGCCGCAACAGCAAGCACAGCCGCAUAUGAACCCUAAUUAUCUUCUAAACAACAACUAUUACCUCCAACCCCCAAACUUUCCGAUGUUCCCUAACUUUCCCGUAGAAAACCCCAACAUCCAUACCCAAAACCUUAAUUUACCCAUUGAAAACCCCAACUUUCAUAUGCAAAACCAUAAUUUUUCUAUUGAAAACCCCAGCUUCCAUAUGCAAAACCAUAGCUUCACUCCCCAUAAUCAGUUGUCAAAUAAUAGAGUGAUACCGCAUAAUGGAACUAUGGAAAAGAUCGAUAAAGCCGUUGUAAAGGCACGCCGUGAGCUCAUUGUCGCCGGAGAAAACGUGUCGGCGUUGAAGGUGUCACAGGCUGCCCUUGUAAUACUUCAAGCUGAUUCUUGGGAUUCACUAGGGGUUCAGAUGCAACAUGUACCCUGUCUAUACCGCCUUAUGCUGAUAGAAGGGAAGAUCAAUGCACUUAUCCAUUGCUUUGUUGAGGUCUGGAAGAUUACCACUUUAUUUGAUUUGGAGAUGGCAAUCUGCAAGAACGAAGGAGUUCAGCAAUUUGAAGAGCUUGAAUUGGGACCUCUCAUCAGGCAUCCUCUUAUAAAUCAUUAUUUUUGUGUGAGUUCUGAUUCAACAGCAGUGUUCAAAAUAUCUUCCAGAGAGAUAAUUUCUUUUCUUGUCGAAUAUAUGGACAUCCAUAAAGGCAAAGAGGUUUUAGUUAAUGAAUUUUUGGAUUUCAUCGCCAACAAGCGAUCAGUUGAUAGCAAGGAAAAGCUUCAUGUACGAAUCCAAAGCCUGGGGAUGCAUAUUACUCUUAUUCGGAAAGCAAAGCCAUUGGAAAAUGCCACAAUAAGCAAGUAUCUUGAAAGCUCUGGCAAACAGAAGAAAACUCGUCCUCUUUUCACAUCACAGAAAAAACAACUUGAUGAAAAUUUUGGUGCCAUAUCCCAACGCCUCAAGUCAUUUUCUUCCGAAAACGGGAAGCACAUACGAUUUCUAUCAAGCUCAGAAGAUGAAGGCGUUGAUGUUGAAAGCGAUGAAAAUGAAGAUGAAACUUGUUUGACUAGUCAAAGCAAAAGCAAAAGCAAAAGCAAAAAGUCAUCUCGAAAGAAGAAAAGAUCCAAUAGAGUUAGCACUUGUCCUUAUCCCUCUGUAAAUGAGGAGAAGACACGACUUGGAAUCACAAGUGAAAAGGAAGAGAAACCUAAUGAAGCUGUAGCAAGUGUGAAUAAAAAGAGAAAAUCUGAUGAAAUAGCAUGCAAUGAUUUUCGUACCCUCAAAUUGCGUAAAAGAGAUGUUGUUAUGAUGAAGAAUGUGAGCCUAAUUGACUAUGGACAUAUAGCUAAUACACUAAGUAAUGAAUCUAUUAUGUCAUUCGUCACUUUGUGGAAGGAUGCAUGCAAAGGGAAGAACGCAUCUGAGGUAUUCAUUCAGAUGUUUGAGUUCUAUGGACCCUCCAAACUUCCAAAGAAGAAAAAAACUAAAUCGAGAUCACAAGAGACAUCGAAAGAGGUUUUGAUUGGACAACUUUGCCAGUCCUACCCUUUACUUGGAUUAAUUAAUGUUGCGGUAAAGUCUAUACAAGAUGGAAUGUGGGAUAGCAUGUAUGACACUCUCCAAACUUUUGAUCAACAAAGUGCUGAAGAUCAUACUGAGAAUGCAACCAUACAGACAGAACAAGCUGCUAGUAAGCAAGUCUUAAAAGAACAUUGUGACGUCAGCCUUGAAGACAUUUUGAUGAAAGGUUCUGAAUUUUUCAAAGAUAAUCAUGGAACCCUUUUUAAAAGUCUUUACAAGUGUGAGGUAUGGCUAACUCAACAGUUUGGUGUUGAAAACUUUGAGUCUUUAGGACAUGGUGAUUAUCUCACAUUCCUUGAAAGAAACAUUUCUUCAUUGCCUCCUUCAUUCCAAAAAAUCUUUCAGAGUGAUGGGAAACACAGUAAGCCUUCUUUAGAGGCUUACAUGUCUAAUCAGCUAUUGAAUGUGCUAGUAGCACAAGCCUCAUUACAAAACAAAGAUUUAACCAAAAAGAAUGUUGUGGAGUUGCUUACAAAGCAAUUCCCUUUGAUACCUUUCAAAUUAGAUAAAGAAGGUUCUUUAAAAGCCCUUGAAAAUGUUGUGAAAGGCAACAAAAGUAAUCCGGUUUCAAAGGGUGUGCUUUUUUCAGCUGCUUUAUUAGGCCCUUCUGUGAACAAUCAAACACAUGUUUCCUCUAAAGAUGCAAUUGAAGUGUUAAUUAGGGCUCCAAUGUUGACAGAUUUAAAUACAUGGUCACAUUGGGAUGUUUUAUUCGCCCCUUCUCUUGGCCCUCUUACUUUGUGGUUAAUAAAGGAGAUUAAAGCGAAUGAGCUGCUUUGUUUGGUGACUAAAAGUGGAAAUGUGAUACGUAUUGAUCAUACAUCCACUGUGGAUUCGUUUCUAGAAGCUUCCAUUCGUGGGUCCUCUUUUCAAACAGCAGUAAAUCUUCUCUCUCUUUUUGCACUUUAUGGUGGUGAAAAGAAUAUUCCAUUAUCUCUUCUAAAGUGUCAUGCUGAAAAAGCCUUUAAGGUCAUAAUGAAUUAUGAUUCAUCAAAAGACAAAACUCAACUCAAUAACAAAAUACCCGUUGCAUCUAAGUUUAUGCUUGAAUGUCUAGCUUAUUUACCCAUUGAAUUCCGUUCCUUUGCAACCGAUGUAUUGCUUUCUGGAUUCCGUUCCAUUGUUAAAGAUGCUUCUUCAGUUAUUUUAAGUGAAUGUAGACACACAGAACACCGUGUAAUGCUUCAUGAAUUAGGGUUCUCUCUUGGUGUAAUGGAAUGGAUUGAAGAUCACCGUAUCUUUUCUGUUUCUGAUUCCAUUAAGUCAUCUGAAUUUGAUCAAAAAGAGGAUGCAUCUACCAGUUAUACCCCUGUUGAAAGGAAAGGAGUGUUGUCUACAAAAGGUAAUGUGAAAACAGAGGAUUGUCAACUAAAUGAUGUCAUUGGCAAAAAAAUGGAUCACAAGAAAGUGAAGAAGCAUUCAUCUAGAAGUAAUAAUGAAAAGGAAUCUGCCAAGAUUAUCGAGUCUAUUAGGCGAGAAGAAUUUGGGUUGGAUCCAAGUAUAGAGGAGGAAGACACUAUUUUGAAGAAACAACAUGCUCGAUUAGGUAGAGCAUUACAUUGUCUUUCUCAAGAGUUAUACUCUCAAGACUCACAUUUUCUACUCGAACUCGUUCAAAAUGCUGAUGACAAUGUGUACCCAUGUGAUGUGGAGCCAACUUUGACCUUUAUUCUUCAAGAAGAAGGUGUUAUAGUCUUGAAUAAUGAGCAAGGAUUUUCUGUUGAAAACAUCAAAGCACUUUGUGAUGUUGGCAAUUCAACAAAGAAGGAGCCUAGUGCAGGGUAUAUUGGUAAAAAGGGCAUUGGCUUCAAAUCUGUAUUCCGGGUUACGGAUGCUCCAGAAAUCCAUUCCAAUGGGUUCCAUAUCAAGUUUGACAUAACCAAUGGUCAAAUUGGUUUUGUUCUACCAACAAUUGUCCCACCUUGUGACAUUGAUCAUUUCAGCAAAUUGGUUUCCAUGAACAAUGAAAAACACUGGAAUACAUGCAUUGUGCUUCCUUUCAAAUCAAAGAAACACGAACCCUUUUCAGUUGAGAAUCUCAUUUCCAUGUUCUCUGAUCUCCAUCCAUCCUUGUUACUCUUCCUUCAUCGCCUCAAAUGUAUCAAAUUCAGAAAUCUUUUAAACGAUUCACUCGUUAUCAUGAGGAAAGAAGUUGUUGGAGAUGGCAUUGUAAACGUUUCUUUUGGGGAACAAAAAAUGACUUGGUUUGUGAAAUCCAGUAAACUUCAAUCCAAUCACAUUCGCCAUGAUGUCCAAACAACUGAAAUAUCAAUGGCUCUUAUGUUGGAAGAAGAUUUGGAUAAUGGAAACUACAUUCCAAAACUGGAUCACCAACCUGUUUUUGCUUUUCUUCCUUUAAGAAGUUAUGGAUUGAAAUUUAUAAUCCAAGCUGAUUUUAUUCUCCCUUCAUCAAGAGAGGAAGUAGAUGGAGAUAGUCCAUGGAAUCAAUGGUUAUUAUCGGAAUUUCCAGAUUUGUUCGUGAGUGCUGAAAAAUCGUUCUGUAGUCUCCCAAGUUUUAGGGAUAAUCCCGCAAAGGGUAUUUCGGUCUUUAUGAGUUUUGUCCCUUUAGGAGGGGAGGUCCACGGGUUCUUUUCUUGCCUCCCACGUAUGAUUAUUUCCAAGUUGCUUACUUCCAACUGUUUCCUUCUAGAAGGGGACAACAAGAAGUGGGUCCCACCAUGUAAAGUGCUAAGAAAUUGGACUGAUGAAGUUCGUGAGUUAUUACCCGAUAGUUUAAUAAAAGAGCAUCUUGGUGUUGGGUACUUGAAUAAAGAUACGGUUUUAUCAGAUUCUUUAGCAUGUGCUUUAGGGAUUGAAGAAUGUGGGCCCAAGAUUCUUCUUCAGAUCAUGACAUCAUUAUGUCAGAAACGUUCAUUAAAAUCAAAGGGAAUCAAUUGGCUAUGUUCUUGGCUAAAUGUUUUGUAUUUGAUGUUGGUCAAUGUUUCUGUUUCUGACCAUAGUGAUGAUGUCAUAAAUACCCUUGUUCAGUUACCAUUUAUUCUUCUCUCUGAUGGCAAAUAUUCAUCAAUUCAAGAAGGUGCAAUAUGGUUGAAUACCGAUAGAGUUGAUAGUAAACAUGGUCUUGAAGCUUUUAGGAACUUGCACCCCAAACUUCGAAUUGUCAAUUCUGCCCUUCUUAACAAUACUCAUGUUGAAAACAUAACGCAGAUGCUUUACAAAGUGGGUGUUCAAAAGUUAUCUGCACAUGAAGUUUUAAAAGUGCACAUCUUGCCAGCUAUUUCAGAUGAAAAAGUUGUUUCAGAAAGUAAAGAAUUGAUGACUGAAUAUCUUUCUUUUAUCAUGUUCCAUUUUGAAUCAUCUUGCUCUGACUGUAUUCCAGAAAGAGAGAAUCUACUCUCACAGGUGCGUGACACUGCUUUUAUCUCCACAAACCAGGGGUAUAAAAGACUUUUCGACGUGCCAAUUCAUUUCAGUAAAGAAUUCGGGAACCCAAUUGAUAUGAGGAAGUUGAUUCAUGGCACUGAUAUGCAAUGGUUUGAGAUUGAUAACAGCUAUCUGAAGCACCCGAUUUCCAAAUCCUUAAAUGGAGCAAAAUCAAAAUGGAGAAAAUUCUUGCAGGAGUUAGGGGUUACUGAUUUUGUGCAAAUAGUGAAAAUUGAAAAGCAAAUUGCAGAUAUCCCACAUACUAUUCUCAAGAACAUGAUGUUGGAUGAUGAUUGUAUAUCUUCAGGGUCCAUUGUGGAAGAUUGGGAAUCUCAAGAGCUAACAGGUUUGUUAUCAAGUGGUGAUAGGAACAAGGGUAAGCACCUUUUGGAGGUACUUGAUACACUAUGGGAUGAUUAUUUUAGGGAUAAACUUACGGGUUUUUGCAGCAUAAAUGGACAUAACAAGCCCUUUAAAUCUUCCAUUUUAAGAACCCUUCAUAGUCUCCAAUGGUUGGCUUCUAGUAUGGAUGAUCAACUUCACUUUUCCAAAGAUUUGUUUCAUAAUUGUGACACGGUUUCUGCAAUUCUUGGUGAUUUUGCACCAUAUGCUGCUCCAAAGGUUAAAAAUGUGAAGUUGUUAAGUGAUAUUGGGUUGAAGACUACAGUCACCCUUGAUGAUGCUUUAUCAGUUCUUCAAGUUUGGAGAACAUCUAAGAAACGUUUCAAGGCCAGCAUAUCUCAUAUGACCAAGCUUUACACAUACAUAUGGAAUGAGAUGAGCAUCUCAAGACAGAAGAUUAUGGACAAUUUGAAUUCUCAAGCUUUCAUAUUUGUUCCUCACUCACAUAAUUCCACAAACGAAGUUGUAUCCGGUUUAUUCUUAUCUCCUCAUGAAGUAUUUUGGCAUGAUUCCACCGGGUCAAUGGAACAAUUAAAGUCAACCGAUCCUAAAGUUGACCAAAAUUUGACUAAUAGUCCUCUCAGCAAGAUGUUAUGCAAUGUUUACCCUGGUCUUCAUUAUUUCUUUGUUACUGAAUUUGGUGUAGCUGAAAAUCCUCCUCUCCUUGGCUACCUUCAAUCUUUGCUACAAUUAUCAUCCACAGUUUUGCCAUCACAAGCAGCUAAAACAGUUUUCCAAGUUUUUAAACAGUGGAACGACGGAAUGGAAUCUGGGAUUCUGAGUUCUGAAGAUAUUGGCUACUUGAAGAAGAGCCUACACAAAAAGAAAACGACAAUACUUCCAACUGUACAAGAUAAAUGGGUUUCUUUACAUGAAUCCUUUGGUCUUUUAUGUUGGUGUGAUGAUGAACAUCUGAAAAAAGAAUUCAAGAACUUGAACAAUGUUGAUUUUCUAUCUUUUGGGGACCUUAAUCCUGAAGAACAACAAAUCCUUCAAGAUAAGAUUUCCGUCUUACUUCGGAAACUCGGAAUCCCUUUGCUUUCUGAGGUUGUGACACGUGAGGCAAUAUACUAUGGCCCAACAGACAGUAGUUUCAAAGCUUCAUUAAUAACGUGGGCCCUCCCAUAUGCACAGCGUUACAUUUACACCAAUCAUCCAAACGAAUAUUCUCAAUUCAAGAACCAAAAACUCCAAAUCAUUGUGGUGGAAAAUCUGUUCUACAAAAACAUCAUAAAAAGAUUCAAAAUCGAAUCCAACAAACGCCACGACUGCAGUUGUCUCCUACAAGACACCAUCCUAUACGCAACCCGCGAUUCCGAUUCCCACUCCCUGUUUCUCGAGCUUUCCCGAUUCCUAAUCCCCCGGAAUACCCAACUCCACUUAGCAAACUUCCUUCACAUGAUCACAACAAUGGCGGAAUCCGGUUCCACCCAGGACCAAAUGGAAUCCUUCAUUUCCAACAGCCAAAAGCUAUCAAACCUCCCAAGUCAAGAACCACCAUGGUGUCUCGCCGCCAUGUCAUCGCCGGAAAACGAAAUUCCAACCACCUCCGGUUUGCCAUUAGACCACCCUCCAAAGCCUGCUUCCGCCUCCAAGAAGUUUGGAACUAACUCGAGCUGGCCACCUGUCAAUUGGAAAACUGCACCAGGGUUCGAACACGCGUUGAAGACAAAACCGUGUAACAAAAGUGAAGUAAUCGAGCAUGAUGAUGACUGGAUCAUCGAAGAGAAUGAAACCUUAAACACAGCUCCAAUGAUCUUGGAGGAAAAAGACAAAUUGGAUUCCGAGUUGGAUUACAGAAAGAAUAACGAGUCAUCAUCAUCAUCAUCACAUGGGAUUGUGAGAGAACAGAUAAGUUUGGGCCCGGUGGGCCAGGGGACCCCACAACAGGUGAUAACGGGGAGGACAGGUGAAGAUGUGGCUUAUAAAUACUUCAGUGGGAAAUUUGGGGAGGAUAGUAAGAAGAAGGAAUAUAUUGAAGUUAAGUCGACUUCAAGUGUGAGGAAAGAUUGGUUUGAGAUAACAGUAAGAGAGUGGCAGUUUGGUGUUGAAAAAGGUGAUGAUUUUAGUAUUGCGCGAGUGGUUUUAUCGGAUGGGAAGUUGGUUCAGAUUACUAUUUAUAAAAAUCCGGUGAAAUUGUGUCAGGAAAGACAACUUACGUUGGCUAUUUUGUCAGGAAAACAGUAG
Messenger RNA from Lactuca saligna, 7696 nucleotides. Lineage: Eukaryota; Viridiplantae; Streptophyta; Magnoliopsida; Asterales; Asteraceae. The record is from the annotation of a GenBank genome assembly.